Messenger RNA from Olea europaea var. sylvestris, 802 nucleotides. Its product is annotated as protein TIFY 10B-like. Gene Ontology annotation, biological process: response to wounding; regulation of jasmonic acid mediated signaling pathway; regulation of defense response. The record is from RefSeq and is a predicted model, not a curated record. The transcript has 4 exons. Lineage: Eukaryota; Viridiplantae; Streptophyta; Magnoliopsida; Lamiales; Oleaceae. The coding region runs from base 11 to 655 and encodes 214 amino acids. Gene Ontology annotation, cellular component: nucleus.
CGUCCGAGGCAUGCCAAGUUCUUCGAGUAAUUUACACAAUGCCUCGAAUAAGGCCGUUACAAGAGAGACAGCAACAGUGGAGUCCAAGAAUGCUCAGCUGACUAUCUUUUAUGCUGGUAAAGUUUUGGUAUUUGAUGAUUACCCAGCUGAGAAAGUAACAGAACUUGCAGAAUUUGCUAGCAAGGAAAGCUGUAAGGAAUCCCAAGGCAUAUUGUCGAACCACGUUAAAGAAAAACUAAAUUCGAGUAAUGCUGUGGUGUCGACCGCUACUGCACGAGACAGACUUCCUCCAAGACCUGAUGCCGCCUCUUCUCGUAAGGCUAAAUGGACUUUGCCCGAUCCCGACAAGGAGGCAAAGGAAAGGCUUCCGCCCCGACUCGACCCUAGUGGUUCUCAUAAGGCUAAAGGGAUUUUGCUGAAUUCGAGCACUGAGAAAAUGAACACUGGCGGUGCUGUAGCCUAUUGCUCUAGACCAGAAGAAAGGAUUUCACCACAACUUGAAGCCAGUGAUUCUGAUUUGCCAAUUGUAAGAAGAUCAUCACUUCAUCGAUUCCUUGAAAAGAGGAAAGAUAGGACUGUAAGAGAGCAAAACCAAAUUCAAGAGCAGCCUGAAUAUUCAUCCAAGCCUGAUGAGCAGCUUGAGCUCAAAUUAUAGAUAAUUGGGUUACAAGGUUUAAACUAGCUUACACUACCACUAUCUUGAAUGAUUUUUUUUUCAAUUUAUUAAUCUCGUUAUUUGGGUUUUAUUAUGGAUAGAACUUAACAGUUUAUUAAUGAUUCUUCAAUUUUUCUUUCACUUCCA